CUCGCCGGCUCGCCGAAGGGGUAGACUUAGCGGCGAAAGGGGAACAGUUAGCGGCCGAGAUGGGCAUCAAUGACGGCUGCUGGGGGUUCUGAGGGACUCGGCGCGUAGGUAUCGCCCAUCGAGGCCAGGGGACUAGAGCAUAUCUACUGUAUGUACCCUGCUUUUAGAGCAUAUCUAUUGUGCCCCUGCUUUCAGAGCGUAUCUGCUGUACCCUGCUUUGUAGAGCAUGUCUACUGUACCCUCUUUUUUGCGGCGUGAGGACGGAUGCAGGUGCGUGUGCAGUAGAUACAUGGAUGGCUAUGCAUGCUGAUCUGCCGCGCUUUUGUGCCGCUGCAGAGUGGUGUAUCUGAAACAAGUGGGGACGGGGCUGCGGACGGAGAAGACUGCGCAGCGGACGAUGCCAUGCGGACGCUGUGGAGAGUGCGUCUUUGCGUACGUGGGAGAGUUGAGACAUGGCUGCAGACGGAGUAAACUGCGCAGCGAACUAUGAACUAUGCUAUGUGGACGCUUCAGCGAGUCUUGGAAGGGAGUGGGGCUUUGCGGCGUUGGAGAGGUGGUGUGGAGAAGAGGUUCGUCUAGAGAAAGCUACGUUAGAGUGUGUCGAAAGCAGCAACGCCAAUCACACCAUUUCCCGAUUCUCAGGUCGAGGAGCCGGAUGGGGGAAUUGAGCUGAGCUGGAUCGGCGGGGUGCGCGUUGAAGCGUGGAAUGUCGUUAUCUGUGGUCAGAGUAGACAGUCUGAUGCUAGGUAUUUCGCAACCUCGUCACGGACACUAUCCAUGGCCUGGCCAUCGCGCGCGCUGUUUCAUGAUGGCUCGAAGCA
Mytilinidion resinicola is the source of this 821-nucleotide messenger RNA. RefSeq lists its product as uncharacterized. The coding region runs from base 453 to 668 and encodes 71 amino acids. The transcript has a single exon. Lineage: Eukaryota; Fungi; Ascomycota; Dothideomycetes; Mytilinidiales; Mytilinidiaceae. The record is from RefSeq and is a predicted model, not a curated record.